GAAACACUUUUUUAAGUGUCUGACGAGAUGCCGCUUGACGAGUGAGACCGCUAUCUAACCUACUGAUAUUUGCAAGCGGAGUUAAAACAUUGAAAAUGGAAAACGUCUGUCUUGAAAGUUUAAUCUUAAAGUUGCAUGAUGUUCAGGCAGUGAAAUUCGGAACGUUCACGCUGAAGAGUGGAAUAACCUCGCCGAUUUAUUUUGAUCUCAGAGUUAUUGUUUCUUACCCAACUCUCAUGAACCAGGUGUCAAGUCUUCUUUAUCAACGCGCCAAAGAUGAGGACUUAAAAUACAGCUCUGUGUGUGGAGUCCCAUACACUGCUCUACCCUUGGCUACAAUAAUCUGCUCCAAUCACGAGCUGCCCAUGCUCAUCCGAAGAAAAGAAGCCAAAGACUAUGGAACUAAGAAGAUUAUAGAGGGGACUAUUCACCCUGGAGACACGUGUCUGAUCAUCGAGGAUGUAGUGACCAGCGGCAGCAGCGUCAUGGAGACGGCUCUGGUGCUCCAGGCGGAGGGUUUAAGGGUGACUGAUGCCAUCGUGUUGAUGGACAGGGAGCAGGGCGGCGGGGCCAUGCUGGCCAAGAGGGGCAUCACGCUCCACUCCGUCAUCUCCAUCUCCAAACUCCUCAACACCCUGUUUCAGGCAGAGCGCAUUGACUCGCUCACGGCCCAGAGCGUGUGCAGGUUCAUCCAGGAGAACAACACCUACAAGCCCUCUGGUGAGGAGGAGAAGAACGGCUCGCCUGCAGCCAAAAAGCCCUGCAAGCCGGCGGAGCUGAGCUAUGGAGACAGGGCCCAGCUCCAGAAUACACACCCUCUGGCCGCCCAGCUCCUCAGACUGAUGGAAGAAAAGAAGACCAACCUAUGUGUGUCGGCAGACAUGACGGGCUGCGAGGAGCUGCUGCAGCUGGCCGACUCUCUGGGGCCUCAGAUGUGUGUGUUGAAGACCCACGUGGACAUCCUUCAGGACUUCAGCCCAGCCUUCACCCAGUCACUCAAGGACCUGGGUCUCAAACACAACUUCCUCAUCUUUGAGGAUCGCAAGUUUGCCGACAUCGGGAACACGGUCAAGCACCAGUAUGAAGGUGGGCUCUACCAGAUCUCCUCAUGGUCUCACAUCGUUAAUGCCCAUGCGGUACCAGGCCCUGGGGUGGUGAAGGGGCUCAGUGCAGUGGGCCGCCCGCUGGACCGCGGCUGUGUCCUCAUAGGUCAGAUGAGCUCCCAGGGUUCCCUAGCAACAGGGGACUACACGCAGGCUGUGGUGAAAAUGGCUGAGGAGCAUUCUGAGUUUGUUUUUGGGUUCAUCUCUGGCGCCAAGAUCAGCAACAAGCCUGAGUUUGUACACAUGACUCCAGGGGUGCAGAUGCAGUCAGGAGGAGAUGGUCUGGGCCAGCAGUACUCCAGUCCUGAUGAUGUGAUUUGUAAAAGAGGCUCUGACAUCAUCAUCGUUGGCCGUGGUAUCCUGGGGGCCUCUGAUAGGGUGAAGGCUGCUGCAGAGUACAGAGAGGCAGGCUGGAACGCAUACACCAAGAGACUCAACACAUCUAGCCAAGGAGACGCUAAAGACUAGGGCUACAUCCUAAAUGGCACCUUAUUCCAUAUAUAUUGCACUACUUUUGACCAGAGCCCUAUGGGCCUUGGUCAAAAGUAGCGCAUAGGGUGCCAUUUGGAUGCUGACAAGACUAGAGCAGACACCACAUCGCUAAUGUGAAACAUGAUUAUUCCCUCCAACCAGCUGCUGAGACCAUUCUCUUAGCCACAACUAGUUACAAAACUUGCUAAAUCAACUGAACUGCGACAAUGCUAAUUUUAACCUUUGGCGACAGGGAUAUGUUUCAGUUUUUUUUUCUUCCAUAGUGUUAUUUUUAUAUAAUCUAAUUUGCCAUUUUUUAAAUGAUUUGUGUUGACCAGUUAUAUGUAAUUGUGAAAUGAAUUAAAUAAAUACAUUUGCUGUAAUUAUCAGUUUUCUUUGAAGUCUAUAAACAUUUUAUCAGGGGUGUUUUCUACAGAUGAACAGAUACAGAUGGAAGGCUGUCAAAAGAUUCAUUCUACAAAACAAACCUUGGCAUUGUGUAUUAAUUCAUUGACAUUGCAACAAUCAAUUGACUUGUGUUGACAACAAUGUAUUGGUGAACCAGUGAAGUCUUUAUCCCUCUGAUGAUUAUUUGUGAUGUGCCAUCCAGGUGUAGGGUUUGCUGUAUACCCUAGCCAUUAAUAAACCGUGAAUAUGCUGA
Molecule: messenger RNA, 2235 nt
Organism: Oncorhynchus mykiss (rainbow trout)
Lineage: Eukaryota; Metazoa; Chordata; Actinopteri; Salmoniformes; Salmonidae
Gene: umps
Product: uridine monophosphate synthetase
Biological process (GO): 'de novo' pyrimidine nucleobase biosynthetic process; 'de novo' UMP biosynthetic process
Molecular function (GO): orotidine-5'-phosphate decarboxylase activity; orotate phosphoribosyltransferase activity
Source: RefSeq, a predicted model, not a curated record